Molecule: messenger RNA, 3003 nt
Organism: Perca fluviatilis (European perch)
Lineage: Eukaryota; Metazoa; Chordata; Actinopteri; Perciformes; Percidae
Product: septin-8-A-like
Exons: 10
Coding region: 1-1284 (427 amino acids)
Biological process (GO): cytoskeleton-dependent cytokinesis
Cellular component (GO): cell division site; microtubule cytoskeleton; septin complex
Molecular function (GO): molecular adaptor activity; GTPase activity; GTP binding
Source: RefSeq, a predicted model, not a curated record
AUGGCGGCCAAUGAGGUAGAUGUUUUCGCACAUGAAGAAAAGCGAAACCUGGAGCUCGGAGGUCAUGUGGGGUUUGACAGCCUUCCAGAUCAGUUGGUCAGUAAAUCAGUUGCACAGGGAUUCUGCUUCAACAUCCUCUGCGUCGGUGAGACAGGGAUAGGCAAGUCAACAUUAAUGAACACUCUUUUCAAUACAACAUUUGAGAAUGAGGAAGCCAGCCACUAUCAGAGUGAGGUACAGCUACGCCCACAAACCUAUGAUCUGCAGGAGAGCAAUGUCAAGCUCAAGCUGACCACUGUGCACACUGUAGGGUUUGGAGACCAAAUCAACAAAGAGGAAAGCUAUAAACCCAUUCUUGAGUAUAUUGAUGCCCAGUUUGAAAGGUUUCUGGAGGAGGAGCUAAAAAUAAAACGUUCCUUGUUUAACUGCCAUGACACAAGAAUCCAUAUCUGCCUGUAUUUCAUCGCUCCCACCGGACACUCCCUGAAGUCCCUUGAUCUGGUUACAAUGAAGAAACUAGACAGCAAGGUGAACAUCAUCCCCAUUAUUGCAAAGGCAGACACGGUAUCCAAGAGCGAAUUGGACAAAUUAAAGAUCAAGAUUAUGAGUGAGCUGGUCAGUAAUGGAGUUCAGAUUUAUCAGUUCCCUACAGAGGAUGAAGCCGUUGCAGAGAUCAACACCUCCAUGAAUACUCAUCUUCCCUUUGCUGUGAUUGGAAGUGUAGAAGAAAUUAAAGUGGGAAAUAAGAUGGUGAAAGCAAGGCUGUACCCCUGGGGAUCAGUACAGGUGGAGAAUGAAAACCACUGUGAUUUUGUGAAGCUGAGGGAGAUGCUGCUGCGUGUGAACAUGGAGGAUCUCCGAGAGCAAACACACACCCGACACUAUGAGCUCUACCGUCGCUGCAAGCUAGAAGAGAUGGGCUUCAAGGACACAGGCCUGGACAGCCACUCGUUCAGCCUUCAGGAGACAUACGAAGCCAAGAGGAAGGAGUUCCUUGUGGAUCUGCAGCGCAAAGAGGACGAAAUGAGACAGAUGUUUGUCAACAAGGUGAAGGAGACAGAAGCAGAGCUGAAAGAAAAGGAAAAAGAGCUUCACGAGAGGUUUGAGCAGCUCAAGAGGAUGCACCAGGAAGAAAAGAAGAAUCUGGAGGAGAAAAGACGAGAACUGGAGGAGGAGAUGAAUGCCUUCAAUAGAAGAAGGGUUGCAGCUGAGACACUGAUGGGACAGGCACUCCAAGGCUGCUCACAACAACCAUUCAAAAAGGACAAGGACAAGAAGAAUUGAUUUGUGGAUCAAACAUCCAGGGAAACCAGGAAUGUGUCUGCCAUCAGCAUGGGAAAAAGAGACUGUCAUAUCUGACAUUACUUACUGACACUGUAUGUGUGGACAGUGUCACAGUGACUAUGCACAUAUGUCAGCCCGAACAAUGUGAUGGCUAUAAGCCACUGUGUACUUAUGGAUCAAAAAGGUAGCUUUGCUCAGUGUAUUUAAUUUGUCCCUAAUGCUGACUCUGCUAGACACACAAUCCAUGGACUGUUUUCCUAACAUGUAGCUUGUGUUGUUUUAUGGUCUUGCCAUGAAUGUGUGUUUGUGUCCUGUUGUAGAACAGGAUGCCUCUAGUUACUGACUGAAUUGAACUGAUGGCUGUGAGUUAUGUUAUGUAUUAACAUACAAUAACAUACAUACAAUAAUGUACAUACAAAUAUGGCUGAUUGUUUUUUUAAUUGUUGGUAGUUUGAGGUAAGAUCAUUUAAUUGUCUAACACCAUUCUAUGCAAAGAUAUAAAGAAAAUAGUCUUGAAAUGAGAAAAUAUGUUGCCAUAAUCUAUAUUCAAAUAAAUAACAUCAAUGGAAAACCGAACAGAGCAUCAGUUCAUCUGUUGGUCCACUGAACCCAUUCCCCUUAAACUCUCUGUUCUCUGGGACUUCCCAUUACAUCAGUCAUUUGUGUGAUCCAAAGCAUUUCAUAUUUCACUCGUACUCCUCAUGACAUACCAAAACAUGGUUUUCUGAUUUUCAUUGGUUAACGGUGUUUCUGUAAAAGCAUUAUCCAUUUAAUUCAAGUUUCAGCUUUGAUUUUGCCUUCCGUCAGUGGCAGCAAACAUGGCAAAUAACAAAAUGCUCAAUAAACUUAAUUAUCAUUUGCACUAAACUUUAGUAUUCCAUAUCUUGUUGAGUUUUUUUUAAUGACCUUAAUGAAUAUAGAGUCACUUGUUCAGAUAAAUGACAUGGUUUUUCUUUCCUUUUCAUAGCUUCUUUAGUCUUCCAUCUGCGUGCUCCUUAACCUCAGGAAGGAAUUUGAAUUAGAAGACUUUCUACCCCAUCAAAAGAUCACAGACUAACAAUCAAGUAUAUUAUUUUUACAAUGUGAAAUAACAAUUUUCUAGAAAUGCACUUAACAUCCUUGGAAGUGAUUCAGCCUGACAUCUUCCAUGUCUACUAAACUCUAAGCAGCGCUCUGUAGCAUGGUCUCUGCAUGGCUCCUAACCAUUCCUAGAAGUAUUAAAAGAUUGCCAAAAUCUCUGUUUUUGUACUAAACGUGCUACCUUCAUUUCAUGUUAUGCUUGUAGUUUUUGACCGAUGACAAUUUACACUGUGAAAUAUAAAGUGACAUGAUAUUCCUGUAAUGUUGUUUGGAUUGUAUAUUAUGAUUUAUACGCACUUUAAACCAGUCAUAAUACAAAUACUAUCUUUUAUCUUUAUAAAAGGUGCCCUAUCAUGCUAACAUGUCAGCCCUUAUGUCAUGUCAAAAAGAUCUAGUUAGAAGUAUUUAAUAGUGUGUAUACAGUAUAUAUCUAUAGAUCUAUAUAUAGAUAUAUCUAUAGAUCUAUAUAUAGAUAUAUUAUAUAUCUAUAUACUGUUGUUACAUGAAAAAAACCCUGGAUGUAUAUAAAAUCAGGAUUAAAUCUCUUUAUGUCAGUAGAUCUAUAUGGUGGGUCUUUGUGGGCCCUCUUGCAGAUUUGUAUAUCCUGAUGGAAUAAAGACUGACUUUAUUGAAAACGUG